AUGGCCUCCGCCACGGGGAUUCCUGAGCAGCCUCCCGCAGCUGUCAACAGGGCCGAUGAGUACGAACCUCUCCUGGGUAGGCCAGGAGAUGUCAGUCAGAAGGAGGACCAGUCGCUGGUGACAAAUCUGUUCACGGGCGGGGAUUUGGAUCGUGAGUAUUCUUAG
Messenger RNA from Histoplasma mississippiense, 165 nucleotides. RefSeq lists its product with no specific name. The record is from RefSeq and is a predicted model, not a curated record. NCBI's taxonomy places the organism in Eukaryota, Fungi, Ascomycota, Eurotiomycetes, Onygenales, Ajellomycetaceae. The transcript is spliced from 2 exons. The coding region runs from base 1 to 165 and encodes 54 amino acids.